CUCCGCCGGAACCUCCACUUCUCCGCCGUGACCCGUGAGCAGCCGAAACCCGCCGCCGCCGUCUACUCCGCCGCUUUGCUUCUCACCCACCGGAGGCUCCCCCCGCCCGAGGGCGGAGAGGCCAAACCGGGAGGCAGCAGCAAGGAGGGGCGCUUCCGAGGCCUAAUCGCAACAAUGCGUAGCCUUCUCAUGCAAGAACUCUUGGAUUCGUCGUCGGAUGAUGAUGAUGAAUUCAUCCUGGCAACAGCUGCGAUCCUAGCACAACAUCAAUGCGAGCUUGAUAAUGCACCACGCCACAGUGGUUCCAGACGCAGGUCCAAUAUGAAAAUAGCUUGGGAUAAGAAUGCUAAGACGAAUAGGCGGCCCUCAGUAGCAUCAUCGCAGCCAGGCCUACCUUUUGGAGUGGACAGUGACAAUGAUGAGGCGGAAAAGGAGGAAACAAUAGAGGCUACCACAGAUUGUCCUGGAACAAAGCCAGCUGAUACUGUUAAGUCCCUCCAGCACCAAGGAAACAAGCUAGCCGAGGAAGGGAAGUACCACGAAGCACUUGGUAAGUGGGAGGCUGCACUUACCUUGAUGCCUGAUAAUGCAAUACUGCAUGAACAGAAAGCUCAACUUUUACUUGAAUUGGGAGAUGCAUGGCGUGCACUGACAGCAGCAACCAGAGCAACUGAAUUGGAUCCGUUAUGGCCUGAGGCUUGGGUUACACUUGGCAGAGCACAGUUAAAUUUUGGGGAGCCAGAUUCAGCUAUAUUAUCUUUUGACAAGGCAUUAGCAAUCAAGCCUGACCAUGAUGAAGCAAAGGCUGACCGUGAAACUGCUUCCCGUCUUGUUAAGAAACGAGGGCAGCUACAUUCAUCAGGUCUCAGUGCCAACAAAAGACGAUUCACAGUUGGAGAGAAUGUAGACACAGCAAAGGAGAAAGACGAUGCACAGACGGAGAAUGUAGAGAAAUAUAACGAGGACGAAGAAAAGGAGAAAGACAAUGCACAGAUGGAGAAUGUAGAGGAGUGUAAACGGGAUGAAGAAAAGGAGAGGGACGAUUCACAAUUGGGGAAUGUAGAGAAUUGUGAAGAAGAUGAAGAAAAGGAGAAAGAUGGAGCGUCGUAGCUGCGUUACGAUGGUGUAUGAUGAACCUGCUGUCUCCAAACUUUACUGUCGGCCCAAGCAAGCUGUUAGAUCGAGGCCUUUCUUGAAGCCGAAAUGUCGUAGGAAAACGUUUCAAUUCCUGUGUUUUAGAUUGGUCUGUCAUCUAUGUAUAUAUGCAGAUAGAUGAACAGAAACUAUGAAAUGUUCUGACCUAAGUUUAAUUUUUGUUUACAACUAUGCUCAGGGAUUACCUGGAUUUUGGGUUAAGGCCAUUUAAUUUAGAUUAAUGCACGUAUUGUCUACUUGACUAUGCAAAA
Messenger RNA from Oryza brachyantha (malo sina), 1406 nucleotides. RefSeq names its product tetratricopeptide repeat protein 33. The coding region runs from base 175 to 1110 and encodes 311 amino acids. Gene Ontology annotation, molecular function: protein binding. NCBI's taxonomy places the organism in Eukaryota, Viridiplantae, Streptophyta, Magnoliopsida, Poales, Poaceae. The record is from RefSeq and is a predicted model, not a curated record. The transcript has 7 exons.